AUGGCCGUGGGCCACACGGGAGAAAGCCGGGAAGCCAAGAGUGCCUGCUCGGUGCCCGUGUCCGAGAUCAUCACCGUCGAGGAAACAGACAGUCACGGGAAGCCCCACGGCAGUGGGAAGUGGCAGAAGAUGGAACCGCCUUUCGCCUUCACAGUGCACUGCGUGAAGAGAGCCCGGCGCCACCGCUGGAAGUGCAUGCAGGUGACGUUCUGCGGAGCUGACGAGCAGCUGUGUCACCUGUGGCUGCAGACCCUCCGGGAGCAGCUGGACAAGCUGACGUGCAGACCGAAGCGCUUGCUGGUGUUCAUCAACCCGUUCGGCGGGAAGGGACAAGGCCAGCGGGUCUACGAGCGCAAGGUGGCGCCGCUGUUCGCGCUCGCCGCCAUCUCCACCGAGGUCAUCGUCACGGAACGUGCCAAUCACGCCAAGGAGGCCCUGUACGAGAUGAACAUGGACAGCUAUGACGGGGUCGUCUGCGUUGGCGGGGACGGCAUGUUCAGCGAGGUCUUGCACGGGCUCAUCGGCAGGACGCAGAGGAUCGCCGGCGUGGACCAGAACGAACCCCGGGCGGCGCUGGUGCCCAGCCAGCUACGCAUUGGCAUCAUCCCCGCGGGGUCCACGGACUGUGUGUGUUACUCGACGGUCGGCACCAACGAUGCGAAGACCUCGGCUCUGCACAUCAUUGUGGGGGACUCGCUGCCCAUGGACGUGUCCUCGGUACAUCACAACGGGGCCCUGCUGCGGUACUCGGUGUCCCUGCUGGGCUACGGCUUCUACGGGGACAUCAUCAAAGACAGCGAGAAGAAGCGCUGGAUGGGUCUCAUCAGAUACGACUUCUCAGGCCUCAAGACCUUUCUGUCCCAUCACUGCUACGAAGGCACCGUGUCCUUCCUGCCGGCGCAGCACACGGUGGGGUCUCCGCGGGACGGGAAGCCCUGUCGCUCCGGCGCCACGCAGAGCCCGCCCGAGCCAGCCCGAGCCCGCCGCGCCCAGGGUGCCAGCGCAGGGACCUUGUCGGGGCUCCUGGCUCUGAAGGAGGUGGAGGAGUGGAAGGUCAUCUGCGGGAAGUUCCUGGCCAUCAACGCCACCAACAUGUCCUGUGCUUGUCCCCGGAGCCCCCGCGGCCUGUCCCCGGCCGCCCACCUGGGAGACGGGUCUUCCGACCUGAUUGUCAUCCGGAAGUGCUCCCGGUUCAACUUCCUGCGGUUCCUCCUGCGGCACACCAACCAGUGGGACCAGUUCGACUUCACUUUCGUGGAAGUCCAUCGCAUCAGGAAGUUCCAGUUUGUGUCGAAGCGCGUGGAAGACGAGGACAGUGACCUCGGCGAGCAGGGGAAGGACGGGCCGCCCCAGACCUGCAGCCACCCCCCCUCCUGCUGCUGCACCGUCUCCAACAGCAGCUGGAACUGCGACGGGGAGGUUCUCAGCAGCUCCGCCGUGGAGGUCAGGGUCCACUGCCAGCUGGUCCAGCUCUUCGCACGAGGCAUCGAGGAAAGUCCCUGAGCCAGGACCACGCGGCCGAGACACCGUCUCCAAUCGCCCUCCUUCUCUCUGU
Miniopterus natalensis is the source of this 1555-nucleotide messenger RNA. The record is from RefSeq and is a predicted model, not a curated record. NCBI's taxonomy places the organism in Eukaryota, Metazoa, Chordata, Mammalia, Chiroptera, Miniopteridae.